This is a messenger RNA of Zerene cesonia (dogface butterfly), 531 nucleotides long. Its product is annotated as homeobox protein abdominal-A homolog. The transcript is spliced from 2 exons. The record is from RefSeq and is a predicted model, not a curated record. Gene Ontology annotation, molecular function: DNA-binding transcription factor activity, RNA polymerase II-specific; RNA polymerase II cis-regulatory region sequence-specific DNA binding. Gene Ontology annotation, biological process: negative regulation of transcription by RNA polymerase II; anterior/posterior pattern specification. Bases 1 to 531 code for a protein of 176 amino acids. Gene Ontology annotation, cellular component: nucleus. NCBI's taxonomy places the organism in Eukaryota, Metazoa, Arthropoda, Insecta, Lepidoptera, Pieridae.
AUGGCGCCGAGCCCCGCGCUACCCCGCACCUUGCUCGUCUACGCCAAUAGUAAUCCGGUGCAGAACAUUCACCACCAAUCACAAACCAUUCCGGCACUUCUAGCUGUCAAAGUGAAUGACUCUAUGCAACAGAGUCCAAAUGGUUGUCCACGGCGGAGGGGUCGACAGACUUACACAAGGUUCCAAACGCUAGAACUAGAAAAGGAAUUUCAUUUCAACCACUAUUUGACACGCAGACGCAGGAUAGAGAUCGCCCACGCUCUGUGCCUCACAGAGCGACAAAUAAAAAUAUGGUUCCAGAAUCGACGUAUGAAGUUAAAGAAAGAAUUGCGGGCUGUGAAAGAAAUAAAUGAACAGGCGCGCAGGGAACGAGAGGAACAAGACAGAAUGAAACAACAGCAGCAGGAGAAGCAGGCCAAGCUGGAGAGCCAGCACCACGGGCACCACGUGACCCACCACCACGACCCCAUGAAAAUGCCAAUAGACAAGGGCUCCGGCGAUAUUCUCAAAGUGAAUAAGGUGCCGACGUAA